Mercenaria mercenaria is the source of this 4633-nucleotide messenger RNA. RefSeq lists its product as uncharacterized. The record is from RefSeq and is a predicted model, not a curated record. The transcript is spliced from 2 exons. Bases 18 to 572 code for a protein of 184 amino acids. NCBI's taxonomy places the organism in Eukaryota, Metazoa, Mollusca, Bivalvia, Venerida, Veneridae.
CUGAACGAACAGGCACAAUGUUGGGUGAAUUCUUCCAGACUGGCGUGGCAUUUUUAUUAUUCACUCUAGAAUGGUUCCAUAUAUGGGGACAUACUCUAAUCUUAUUCCGCGUGCGCUUGCUGCCGCGCAAGGAUCUGGUUAGAAUUAGGUACUACUUCUUAUUUGACAUGCUCACUGUGUUUAGUUCAUCUAUACUGUUUACUGGAAAGUUGAGAUGGCUUGCCGUCCUUCAGAUGAUACAGCACAGCUACUACUUCAUAUUCUGGGAUAAGUCGUGGCUGGCUAAAAAGAUUAUAACAUGGAGUUCUUUAGACUGGUUUAAAAGUGACCUCAGGACGCGUUGGGAGAUUGACAAUAUAGUGGGAACAACCUUUGAUAUUGUGGUCCAUCUGUGUAUGGCAUACUAUCUCGGCCAGUACCUCGAUGUCGUGCACGUCAUGUGCUCCCUAGCGUUGGUUCAAGUGGGUGUUCUAACUUUGCUGUUCGGACCUUACUACGCUUGGGCAAGUCCCGGAAAAGAACCAGCAUGGAUCGAGAAGAGGAUUCACCCAGAGAAACUAAAAAUGAGUUAAUCUUCUCUCUUUUAUUAAGUUUUGCUUGUUUGGCAACGUGCAAAACGUACACAGUUGAAUAGUUUUACAACGUUUAAACACUUUUUUUAAAAUUAAACAUUAAAGUGCUGUUGAGAUCGCAUGAUUAUCAUCAGCUUUUUUAUUAUUCUUAAAUUUUUUGAACAUGGUUCGCAGUAUUAACGUGAAAAAGCCAUGCGUGUUUAGGGAACUAGAUUUCGAAAAUAAAAAAAAGUGUUUUUACACGAAUAUAUUCUUCAAUCGGCUGAAAUGUUAAAUGCAGUUAAGUAAAAAAUAAAGAUCAGCAAAUUAGGAUUAACAAAGUACAAGGACAAAAAGUCAAUGUGGAAGUUUAAACAGUCAUGUAUAUUCAACACUUCCUGUUAGUAAACACGAAAUGUUAACAAAAAGAGAAAUACUUUGCUGAUUUGAAUGAUAUUCAUGUUGAAACUCUUCCUUACGUAGUUCUAAUAAGGAAGAAUUAUAAACAUGAAAAAUAGAUAUUUACAAAUAUGAUCAAUAGGUUUCCUUUAUAUUAAAAAGUAAUUUACCGAUGAAAUGCAAUAAUAAGAAAUGAAGUAUACCAAACGUAUUCCAUAACAAUCUGUGAUAUCCUUGUACCCUUGUAUAACCACCGUCUUACAAGUCCAUGACAAAACGUCGUUAGGGUUUUUAUAAAAAUCAUGCCCCAGGUAAUGUUUUAUAUACUUUACGAAUUGCAAAAAAUAAUUGUAUCGAAGACAGAAAAUAAGACCAGACUUAAGUUUAAAGUUUUUGAACAUAUCACUUAAUCUGUCAUUAUGGACUACCUAGCAUGUAAAUACAGAAAUUUUUUCUCUCUCUUGUGUGUUUGAUUUUGCGGUUUUUGUUUAGAUGAAGUUUGAGAGUGGUGCAUUAAUUAUACAAUAUUUUGUGUAUUUACAUCAUUGUCCAUAUUUGUCAGCAUUGUAACUAUUUUUCUUUUAUCGUUCAGUAAAUAUUUAAUUUAAAAGGAACUCUCUGCAGUGUCAUAUAUAUGCUAACAUUAUUGACUUCUUGUAACUGCAAAUUGAAUUCACUUAUUUAUGCUAAUCGAACGACUAGAAGUGGUUUAUAAGUUAGUUUAGUGGCAUGAAAUGCUGAAAAAUAUUUGGGGCCAAUUUAUUAGAUGGCUUUGAUUUUAUUCUGUCUUUUUUUAUUUAUUAACUUUUAUGACAGUUUUUGUUUAUUUUUAAUUUGUCUCAAAGACAUUUUACCUGGAAGAUUUUAUUUCUUGAAUUCUUCUUAAAUUGUUAAUUUAAACGAUGAAAAUUUGUUUUAUUUAGUCUAUGGCUUGAUGUUAUUUUAUCUAACUUAAAGAUUUAGCAGUAUUUAAUACGUUUAUGCGAGUUAUCGUGUCAAAAGGGAACAGCAGACAGGACAUCGCCUUCUUGCGGAACAGCGCUCAAAUGACCAAACUUCGUCUUUUUGCGUCAAAGGGCUCAAAAUUAAAUGAGCCGACGACCACUAAUUCUUUACGAGUCUCUAUGUCUUAUUCAUUGUAAUAUAUUCAUUGUAUAUAUAUAUUCCUUUAAGUAUGUGAUCGACUUUUCUCAUAUACAGUAGAUCUCCAAGAACUGAAAUUUCGAAAACAAAAUAAUAAGCUGGUCGUUUCUUAUUUUGUUGGUCGUUGCAUUAAAAUUUAACGUGUGUUUAAAGAUUUCAAAAGUUUUUGUCUCACAUUCUUGGUGAGUUUUAUACUGUUUAUUGUUUAAGAACGCAUAAAAUCUUUAAAGACGUUUUUGUUAAUUAUAGUAUGGGUCUAAAUAAUAUUGAAAGCCAUGUCAAACAAUAAUAUUAUGUAGAAAUUACAUGGUUUACGAAUUUUAGUUUUUUUAUAACAUUUACCAAUGUCACUAUAUGGCAUCCGUUUUUAAAUUGACAUCGUGAAAAUUAGUUUUAUUUAUUAAAUAAGCGAUUGUGAAAAUUGUUUACUAUGCUUUAUGUGGUUCGAGACAACUUGUGUAUGAAAAAAAAUGGAACCACUGUCUUAAUCUUGCAUGAUUGUAAGAGGCGAGUGAAAGGGUCUUAACAGUUCAUUUUACUGUAUCUCUACAGAUAUAAAGUUUGUUUCCAUAUCUCGUAUUCAGUUUAUUCCGAAGGGGGCCUCCCUGCAUGGUCGAGUGGUUAAGGUCGUUGACUUUAAAUCAAUUGCCCCUCACCGAUGUGGGUUCGAGCCUCACUCGGGGCGUUGAAUUCUUCAUGUGAGGAAGGCAUCCAGCUGGCUUACGGAAGGUCGAUGGUUCUACCCAGGUGCCCGCUUGUGAUGAAAUAAUGCACGGAGGGGCACCUUAGGUCUUCCUCCACCAUCAAAGCAGGAAAAUCGCCAUAUGACCUUAAUUGUGUCGGUGCGACGUGUUAAACCCAACAAAAAAGUUUAUUCCGAUGAAAAUGAGAUGUGAAACAAAACUUCUUAGUCCAGGUUUGUGACAGAAUCUGAUAUUAUGUACUGUGUUGGUGCCCGUUAAAUACAAGUCAACAUUUAGUGCUUAUAUUAUUAAAACUGAGAUAAUAUUAAUAUGUAUACACUGAUGAACAGUAUUUGUUUUUUUACAAUCAGACUUUUUCUGUUAUUCUCAGGAUGUAUGUUUUUAUAUGGACGAGAAUCAUUAUAGGGCAUGUAAAAUCUUAAAAGAAAGAGAAAAAAAUAUGGAGAUUUUUUUUGGUCAGAUAAUUCAACUCCGUAACAAAUUUUAUGAGCGUUUAACGAAAAUGUGUUCAUCAUCAUCGUCAUCAUCAUCAUCAUCAUCAGUAAGCAUUUAAAAGUAUGACAUUAGCUGUAAGUAUACAUAUAGUCGUUUGUCAUUUAAAGAUACCAAUCAACGAAUACGCUAAUUUGUUGCGGAAACUAAAGAUUUUUACCUUUUUGUUUUUACAUAAACAUUAUAUCAAAUCAAUUUUUAUAUGGUUUGCUCCAUCCGAAAUUGCGUUCUUUAAAGUAUUGUGUACUAGUAUUGAAUAUUUAUGGUUUUUAUGGCCCCCUUCGAAGAAGGAGGGGUAUAUUGUUUUACAGAUGUCGGUCGGUCUGUCGGUCGGUCGGUAUGUAGACAAAUCCGUUUCCGGAUGAUAACUCAUGAACGCUUGGGCCUAGGAUCAUGAAAGUUGAUAAGAGGGUUGGUCAUAACCAGCAGAUGACCUCUAUUGAUUUUGAGAUCUGUAUGUCAAAGGUCAAGGUCACAGUGACCCUGAACAGUAAAACUGUUUCCGGAUUAUAACUCAAGAACACUUGGGCUUAGGAUCAUGAAAGUUGAUAGGAAGGUUGAUCAUUACCAGCAGAUGACCCCUAUUAAUUUUUAGGUCAGUAUGUCCAAUAUCAAGGUCACAGUGACCCGGAAUAGUUAAACGGUUUCCGGAUGAUAAUUCAAGAUUGCUUGGGCCUAGGAUCUUGAAAGCUGAUAGGGAGAUUGGUCAUGACCAGCAGAUGACCCAUAUUGAUUUUGAGUUCAUUAGGUCAAAGUUCAAGGACACAUUGGCCAGGAACAGUUAAACGGUUUCUGGACGACAGCUUGAGAAAGCUUGGGCCAAGGGCCAUGAAAGAUGAUAGAGAGGUUCAUCAUGACCAACAGAUGACCCCUAUUGAUUUUUAGAUCAGUACGUCAAAGGCCAAGGUUACAGUGACCCGGAACAUUUAAAUCGUUUCCAGACAAUUACUUGAGAACACUUGGGCCUAGGAUUAUGAAACUUGAUAGGGAGGUUGGUCAUGACCAAUAGAUGACCCUUAUAGAUUUUGAAGUCAGUAGGCCAAAGGUCAAGGUCACAUUGACCCAGAACAGUUAAACCUUUUCCGGAUGAUACGUUGAGAACGCUUGGGCCUAAGAUCACGAAACUUAAUAGGGAGGUUGACCAUGACCAGCAGAUGACCUCUGUUGAUUUUGAGGUCAGUAGGUCAAAGGUCAAGGUCACAUUGAAGCAGAACAGUAGAACUUUUAUUUACAGUGAGCAAAUAAUUUCUGUUCCUUCUGCAAUUACUGAAUGCAUCAAGGGGGACAUUUCGUGUUCGACGAGCUGUUGUUGAUUUUGUUGUUGAGAGUAUGUCAUAACAUGUA